GAGAGGAGCUGGGAGUGGGGGGGGAGUAAGAAGGAGAGGGAGAGGGGGAAGGGGAAGGGGAUGGAGAGGGGCUCCUGGGCUGAUUGCACUAGCGGGGAUUAUUCUGGCACCCAGGAAACCGGCGGGGAGGAGAGCUUUGGUGGCUCUACUGCUGGACAAAAACAACCUGUGGUCCAAGCGAGAAGUAGGGACGCGCCAGCAGCCAACCGCAACGACCCCAUCGCGUCUGAGAAAAAGACGGAAAGUUGUUUCUCGGGGCCCCCCAGCCCGGCCUUCUCUCUCGACAGCAACAGCCCCUUCGCCAACGGCUUCCUCCACUUUGAAUCCUCUUUGUUCGACGACGACGACGACGACAACGAUGAAGAGCAGGAGGCUGCGUCACCUGUUGGGGAGGGCUUGCAGGACAAACGCGAGAAUGCGGGGAAUGUUCUUCAGUCCACUCCUGGACACUUGAAUUCGGAGUCCAAGGAUGUUACGCUGUCGUCAGCCAAGGUGGUCACCCGGUCCCAGUCCUCGGGUCAGCGCCGGAGAUACUGGGACGGCUCGGAUGACGAGUGGGAGAGCGACACCGAGCUGCUCCUGCUUGGGGAUUGUCCCUCAAUGCAUUCAUCGAACAGCCUCAAGAAAAAGUAUUUGCCGCCUGUGAAGUUUUUAGAGGGUGAAGUUAUCUGGGCAAAGUUCAACCGAAGACCAUGGUGGCCCUGUGAGGUGACCGUUGACCCGACACAGGGAAUCUAUCACAGAGUAAAAGAGCCGAGUGAUCGUCCCUGUCGGCUCUACCAUGUCAGGACCUUUGGGGAGCCUGUGGAGCUAACCUGGUUGGAGGACAAAGCAACUCACAGUUUCCACGGAGGCUUUGAAUUUGAACAGCUCCCCCUACUUCGCCGGAGGGGGAAGCAAAGGGAGCAGAACUACAAAUACACUAUUGCAAAGCGUUUUCAGGACUCUUGGAAAUCCAGUGUGGCAGAAGCUGAGUCUGUUCUUCAACAGAGACCCAAAAUAGAUUCCUUCAUUCCUUCGUCCAUAGACGAUGCCUUCCAGGACAUUUCCACACCGAAGAGAGAGAACAAGGCCCAUCCAACCUUUUCUCCCUCCACUUCACCCACCCUUCCUGAGACAUUGCACAUUACCAAUGGAUCCAUUUCAUCCUCAGUUACAACUCCAACAAAGACAAGCACUUUAAGAAAAACGUCUGGCAAGAAGAAACCAAGUAAAUCGUCGAAGGACAUGAGUAGCAAACACUCAAAAAAGACGUUGCAUAAUAGCCCUGACCAAUCAGAUAGAGACAAUGGAGAAUGCCCGUAUUCUGACAUCGACUCAGUCCCUAAAAUAUUGUGUCCAAAAGCACUUGAACGUCAGUCAAAGCUGGUUCCCUCUCAGCCAUCUUUCACAGCUGUCAAAGAGGUGAAGAAGCAGCCAGAGAUUCAGAGUGGUCUUUGGUUCAGUAAAGCCAGCAAAGACAGGCGACCUAAAACGUCCAGUCCGGUGCCAGACCGCACUCUCUUUGGUAAGAUGCCCUGUAAGAAAAAGAACUCAUCUGUUUUAAGUAAAAAGUCACAGUUUCCUAGUGCGUCGUCCUCCAGUAGUGUGCCCAGUGACCAGUCAGGGUUGUCAGACAAGCAUAAGACUCUGGUACCUGCUGAAACAACUCCGUCGCUUGAACAGCCGGGACAUUUGAGGUGUAAAAACACCCCGGUUGUUGAUAGGCCCUUUGGUACAACUGUCAGUCCUGCUGAUCAGUCAAGAUUGUCAAACAAGCAGAGGUCACUUGUCACUGUUGAGACUGGUAUGCCAUCUGACAAGUGUGGAUAUUCAAAGGCUAGACAGACAGUGAGUAAUACAGCUGACAUUGUUACUGGCUCAACGUUGAACCAUUUGGGUUGCUCCGUUGUGAAAAAGGCCUUAAAGCCAAGUCCAGUAGGUUUCAUUAAAAAAUCCAGGUUGAGUGUAAAGAGAGUCAGUCAAACUCAGCAUUCUGACUUUAUUGCUGAUAAAAAAGUCCAUGUAAUUGACAAUAUUUCUGAACAAGCAGAAGAAAAAGAAAGUAACAAGACUGCAGCGUCCACUUUAAAAGAUGACACUACUGACCCAUUAGCAAUUCUAGACAAACAAAGAAGGCUAGUUUCUAAGUGUAGGCUGCCCUAUGUCAAAUUGAUACGCAAAGACAUAAAGAGUAAGAAGGUUCUGAACUCUAGUGUAACCAUUAGUCCCAAUGACCAACCUAGAUGUUCAAAGAAAGGAAAAACACCAGAUACUACUGUGACUAAAGUGUCUUCUAAACAAUCAGAUCUGGUUGACGGCAAAUCGAGUGUCUCCAUUGAUCAGGCCGUCAGUUCAGAAUCCAUAAAGGUCUCAGUUAAGAAGUUAAAAGCAAGUGGCGGGAGUGGUAUUCUUCGUCUCUCGUCAGAAUCAUGUCAAAGUAAAACUAUAGUUGCCUCAGAUGCGGCAAGUGUGUCUGAUGAGUUAGGUAGCCCAGAAACUGUAAAUGUAAGCCCAAGUAAUGUGACUUACUCAUCAUCUAACCAAUCAGAACAGUCAGAAUGUAAGAAGACCCCUGCAGCCAAAGUAACAAGCAUGUCCUCUGACCAGUUAGGCAGUUCAGAGCAAAAACUUACAUCUACUAGUACAACUUUUAAUACUUUUAAAACUCCUCCACCUUCUCAGCUGCAUGGAAAUUUAGUAUGUAGGAAAGCUCCUGUGCCUGAAGGCCUGUGUUCCGCUAAAUCCAAGAAAGUUGUCCACAAAUCAAAGCAGUUUCUUGAUGAGGUCAAUAAAGCCCUACUUCAAGAGCAGCCUGCCCACCUCCCAGCCAGCAGUCGCUUGAUGACCAGAGCCCUGAAGGCCAUGCAGGAGGCGGAUCAGAAGAAGCGUGAAAAGGCCCGAAAGGACGCCGAGCAGAAAGAACUCUUAAAUCCACAUAGAAAAGCUGAGGACCCUGUGUUUAAUUCUGCACAUAAUUCCAAACUGGACUUCUGCACUAAAAGGAAAUCUCUUAAAUCUCCUAAUAACAAUGGCGACUGUGAUCAGGACAUUUUUUCUAGCUGUAGCACCCCCCCUUCAACGCUUUCUGGCUCGGUUGACUUAGAUGUUGGUGUCAAGAGCGAAGAUGAAGAUCUCUCAAUAUCCUCAACUCCACCAAUGGACUUUAUACCUCUAACUUCUAGGGUAAAGGCAAUGAAGGAAGAUCAUUCCUCUGACGUGCACUCCUCGUCAUCCCCUUCCUCACCAUUUUCUUUCAUGAAUGCCUUUAAAAACGUGGAGGAGGUCUCCUUCCAGUCCCUGGCAAAUGUUGGCAAUGGUAAACCCAUCUCUUUCACACCAGACACAAACUACAAGUUCAGCACUUUUCUCAUGAUGUUGAAAGACUUGCAUGACACCAGAGAGCGAGACGGGACCCCAUUAGAACUGGAAAUUGGGCUACCAGGUUCACAUGUUAAGGAGGAACCCUUAGUGAUGCCUGGGGAGGCGACGCCAAGUCCAGACAAAAUCAAAAUCAAACACAGUGAGGAGAGCACAAGUCAGGUGUCCAAAAGGCCCUAUAACAGAAGGGGCAGCUCCGCUGGGGUGAAAAAGAAAGCCAACUGCAAAGUGCCUUGUCGUCCUGCCAGGUCUGGACCUGGCUUCCCAGGACUGGAGUCCAUGCCAUCAAUGGACUCUUCAUCCGGAGUGGAUUGCUCAUCAAGAGUCCGGUCCCUGUUGGGCAAACAGACCAGCAGCUGGCAAAGGCAAUCUUUAGGUGUUGAAGGAGUAGUUAGGGAGGAGAUGGAGGAGGAUAGGUGGGGCAGAGUAAAUGAGAAUCUACAGAACAUGGUGCCCUUGGAGCAGAGGGGGUGCGAUACUACGCUGCGUCUGGAACAGCCAAAUGGCCUUGCUGCAGACUUCACUGAGACUAACACAAGCUUGGUGCACAAGGCUGGAGAAGGCGACAAGGCUCCAAAAGCACAUAAACGAAUUAGAAAACCAAGCAAGAGGUUGAUUGAAUGGACUGAAGAGUAUGAUCAGAUUUUCUCCACCAGGAAGAAAACUAAAAAGCCUCUCCAGUUGAUUGGAAAGGACACUCAGCCCAUCACGGCCACGUCCGAACCCCCGGGAUCUGACAGCAGCGCACCCGACCACCCAUCUGUGAACCUGCUUCCUGAAAUACAGACGCCACCUCCUGAGGAAAUUGCUGCAACAACACCCUCUGAACUACAAAUUCCCAGCACUGAAAACACAUCCCCCCAAGAUGCACCGGCGCUUUCCAUAGACACACUAACACCUCCUCCUGAAUCUGACCUCUCGCUGUCCGAAGGCCUCGUCAAAGGCAACGGAAACGUUCCCGUGCUGGAGAAGAAGCGGAAGAGGAAACCCACUCAGAAGAUCCUGGAGUAUUGUAUGGAGGCAGAGGCCUCAACGGGCCCCAAGAAGAAGGUGAAAACGGUGAAAAACAACUUGAAUCCUGAUCCUCAAUCAGAUUGUGGACCGCCAUCUUUAAAAUCAAAGAGUAAGCAGCUUAUAGCCUCCAGCUCCACGCCAACACCCACAGAGGCGUCCAUCUGUACGCCUGCAGAUCCCACACCCAGCCCUCCUGCACCCUCCACUCCAGCGCCGGCGCCGCCUGAACCCGCCCAUGUGGAGACGGCACCGAAAGACGUUGAUCCUCCUCCUGCAGAAGACAAAAGGGAAACAGCAGAGUCAGAGGGCGACCUGUCCAGCUUGGAACACAGCUUCUCUCCCAUGAAGGACUACUUGUCGCUGUGUGACGAUCCGCUUUUACCCUCCAGGAAGAUCAUAGGAGACAGAGGAGGUCCCGCCUCCAUGAAGGAGAACAUAUGUCAGGUGUGUGAGAAGACGGGGGAGCUGCUGCUCUGUGAGGGCCAGUGCUGCGGAGCCUUCCACCUGCCCUGCAUCUCUCUGGCCGAGGCCCCGAAAGGGAAGUUUGUCUGUCCGGAGUGCAAAUCAGGCCACCACACCUGCUUUGUUUGUAAAAAGCGCAGUGAGGAUGUGCGUCGCUGUAUGAUUCCUGUGUGUGGGAAGUUUUACCACGGCGAGUGUAUCGCCAACUUCGCCCCGACCGCACCCGUUAACCGAGGCUUCCGCUGCUCCAUCCACGUCUGUCUCACCUGCUUCAUCGCCAACCCCAACAGCUCGUCCAUCUCUAAAGGUCGUCUGGUUCGGUGUGUGCGCUGCCCGGUAGCCUAUCACGCCACGGACCUCUGCAUGGCAGCAGGCUGCGUCGUCCUCUCAAACAACAGCAUCAUCUGUCCAAACCACUUCACCGCCCGCCGCGGCGUCAAGAACCACGAACACGUCAACGUCAGCUGGUGCUUCGUCUGCACUGAAGGGGGCAGUCUGCUGUGCUGUGAGUCCUGUCCUGCUGCGUUCCACCGGGAGUGUCUGAAUAUGGAGAUGCCUAAAGGCAGCUGGUACUGCAACGACUGUAAGGCUGGGAAGAAACCUCGCUUCAAGGACAUCCUCUGGGUGAAGGUCGGCCGGUACAGGUGGUGGCCAGCGGAGGUCAGCCAUCCCAAAACGAUCCCGGAGAACAUCCAGCGGAUGAAGCACGAUGUCGGGGAGUUUCCCGUUCACUUCUUCGGCUCCAACGAUUACCUGUGGACGUACCAGGCCAGGGUCUUCCCUUAUAUGGACGUGGACGCCAACAGCAAGGAGAAGAUGGGGAAAGGCGUCGAUGCCACCUACAAGAAAGCUUUGGAGGAGGCGGCUGUUCGGUUUCGUGAGCUGCAGGCGGAGAAGGAGCUCCGGCAGCUUCAGGAGGACAGGAAGAACGACAGGAAGCCUCCUCCGUACAAACAUAUUAAGGUGAAUCGACCAAUAGGGAAGGUGCAGAUCUUCACGGCCGACCUGUCAGAGAUCCCUCGGUGUAACUGCAAGGCGACAGAUGAGAGUCCGUGUGGGAUGGACUCUGAGUGCAUCAACCGCAUGCUGCUGUACGAAUGUCACCCGCAGGUUUGCCCGGCGGGCGAGCGCUGCCUCAACCAGGCGUUCAGCAAGCGUCAGUACAGCCAAGUGGAGACCUUCAGGACGCUGUCUCGAGGCUGGGGACUCCGCUGUGUCCACGACAUCAAGAAGGGUCAGUUCGUGAGCGAGUAUGUCGGGGAGGUGAUUGACGAGGAGGAGUGCAGGUCCAGGAUCAGACACGCCCAGGAGAACGACAUCUGUAACUUCUACAUGCUGACUCUGGAUAAGGAUCGAAUCAUCGACGCCGGGCCGAAGGGGAACGAGGCUCGCUUCAUGAACCACUGCUGUCAGCCGAACUGUGAGACCCAGAAGUGGACGGUGAGCGGAGACACCCGGGUGGGACUGUUCGCGCUCGUCGACGUCGCCGCAGGCGUAGAGCUCACCUUCAACUACAACCUGGAGUGUUUGGGGAACGGGAAGACGGUCUGUAAAUGUGGGGCACCAAACUGCAGCGGCUUCCUGGGCGUCAGACCAAAGAACAACCCGCCACCUGACGACAAAGGCCGUAAACUGAAGAGGAGGGGCCACGGCAAAAAGAAGAAGAAGGUGGUGGUGACCAAAGAACGAGAGGACGAGUGCUUCAGCUGCGGAGACGGAGGACAGAUGGUCUCCUGUAAGAGACCCGGCUGUCCCAAAGUCUACCACGCCGACUGCCUCAACCUCACCAAGAGGCCUGCAGGUCGUUGGGAAUGUCCGUGGCACCAGUGUGACAUAUGUAACAAGGAGGCGGCGUCCUUCUGCGAGAUGUGCCCGAGCUCCUACUGCAACCAGCACCGCGAGGGCCUGCUCUUCAUCUCCAAGCUGGACGGCAAGCUGUGCUGCAGCGAACACGACCCAUGUGGGCCCGAUCCCCUAGAACCAGGGGAGAUCCGGGAGUACACGCCCGAACCCAGAGCCCUGCCCUCGGGGCUGGGCAUGGCCGUCAUCCCCUCUGCUGCUUCUGACACCACCACCAGUCAGACACCGACCGCCGGGAAGGUCCAGGAGAUCAGCGCCGGCGCUGGAACGUCUGCCUCCAAAUCACUUCCUGCGUUUUCCAUCCCGGUUCCCAUCACCAUCCCCGUCACCCCUCCAUCUUCCUCACCUCCCGCCUGCAGCUCGGACGCUCCCAGCAGCAGCUCGCCAGCGUACGACCUCCCGCACUACUCGCCCAUCUCCUCGUAUGAGGAGGAACGGGAUGUCUUAGAGGAGGAAGACGAUGAUGAGGAGGAGGAGGAGGAGGAGGAGGAGCUGCUGGAGGAAGUGGAGGAGGAGUCAGAGGAAGAGGGCGAGCUGGGGAGGCAGAAGUCAGUUUCUCCCGAAGAGGAAGGAGAGGCUGUGAUGGAAUAUCUUGAGAUCAAAGAGGACGAGGAGGAAGACGAUGAAGAGGCAGACGAGGAGGAGGACGGAGAUGAAAACGAGGAGGAAGACGACGAGACUGACGAGGAGGAGGAGGGAGGAGGAGGAGGAGGAGGAGGAGGAGUGACCCGAAGUGGAUUAUUAUUACAACCUCAGCCCUCCCAGUGAAGAUGAACCAAUCACAAGUAGACCAGUCUGUCACUGUACGGAGGAAACUUUAGGACAAAACUAAAUCGACGCAUAAAUAAAGUGUUCAUAAAUCUAAUAGAUAAACAGCAUAAAUACUGUAUAGAACCAUAUUUAUACACAGACUUUUCCUUUUAUUAUUUAUUUAGUUUUGUCCUAACUAUCGGUUCCACGCUCGGUUCAUGACUCGGUGACUUUGCACACACACACACUAGCGCUGACUGCACCUUCAUGUGGGAGAUCUGACAAAGACAAUUAUCUGGAACUUCUACAUCGUGUACAACUUUGAGAUUUUAUGAACACAUUUCACUCCAGUAUACUUGUUUUUCGUCACCGAUAUCACCUGCCGGUUUUUGGUAUUUGUUCUCAGUAGUAUUUCAGCAAGUUGACCCUGCAAAAACGUGCAGUACGUAGUUGGAGACGGUCGUUGUAUCUGCAGAUCCGGUGUGUAUGCUGUAGGUGUUUUUCGUGCUAGAAAAAGAGACUGCACUGUACUGUAGCUUCCUGUCAAGGGUAGGGUGAACUCUUUAGUCUUCAGACCCACAAAAAUGAUCUUGACGUUUUUAAAAGAACCAGAAAAGAAACACGAUUAAAUCCGUCAUCUGCUCCACUCCAAAUGAGACAGAACCGGCUUCUACUGGACUGAAAUUUGUUCCUUGUGGUCAGUGGACUUUUUAAUAUUACAAUUUUACUUGAUACAGGAGUCAUUGCUUCCAUUUACUCUCCUCUGUCUCCAGUUCUCCGUGAUCAUUUGAUGGUGCUUCAACAUAAGAGUAUCUUCAAUAAAGUGUGAAGGUGCCACAUGAUUUGCUGCCUGGUGUAGCCUCAACGGGAGUUCACAUGACGAAGCUGGCGAUGGAAAGUAGCAGGGACAAUUUUAUUUAAAUUUGACCAUUUCAUGCCCCCCCCCCAAAAAAAAAAGGAUCUCAAAUUGAAGAGUCUUCAAUGUUUGCCUGAGAAUACUCUUCAUUCCUCAGAGAAAGUGUUUAUACAGUUUAUACCGCUAAAGCUGUCUGGUAGGUUAUUCAGCUGCUCCAUAAGGACACAGGUCGGACUCUCCAGACAAGCACUCAGUCUCGCCCUGGUGGUCUUGAAUGCAGAGAAAAGCACUACGUUGGCUCCGGUGUGUGUGCUGUGCUCUGUGGUCAUUAUUUAUAAACUGCUCUGUGACGCACAAAUGAUGACGGGGAAACAAAGAAAAGUCUACGAUGGGACGCUUGAAACAACGGGACACUUUCCAUGACGCUUACUCCAAUACAUGUUCUUGCCAACACGUGUUUUUUCGCGCUCUGUCUUCAAGCUUAAUAUUGUCUGUGUGUUAUCUGCCAAUGCCUUAGCGUGUAUUUCUUUGGAGAUAUUUUUAAGGAAUGGUUUGGCGCCUGCGAGAGCCAAGUGUCCCUACUAAUGCCUUUUUACAGUCGCCCAGACGAGCAGUGUUUCAUUCCAGUGUAAUUAUGACCUGUUAGAUCUCAACCAUUGACGUGUUAAAACAACUGCUAUAUAUAAAUAUAUAAGAAAAAGAAGUUAUGAAAUAAGCUUUGUACUGGCCUCUUUUUUUUUUAUUGUUUAUUGGUCCAACAUGAAAGCAACAUUGGAAAUUUAGAUCUUUGACUCUAGGCCUCUAUGGAAUUAUUUUUGAUGACAUAAUUAGGGCUUUUUAAUCAUAUAAAGCUUUAAAUUUGUUUAAUUAAAUGAAAUCACAAUUCAGCAUUCCAGGAAGAUUGUGUUACCUCUCAAGUGUUUUAAAACAUCUAAAAAAUUGAUAAGGAAUCAAUGUUUUCUCAACCACAACAACCCUGACAAGCCCUUGCCAAAGUGCCAAAUGUUAAUUAGCAUGACUUGAAAAGUUGUUGCUGAAUGCUAUU
Molecule: messenger RNA, 9347 nt
Organism: Anoplopoma fimbria (sablefish)
Lineage: Eukaryota; Metazoa; Chordata; Actinopteri; Perciformes; Anoplopomatidae
Gene: nsd1b
Product: nuclear receptor binding SET domain protein 1b
Biological process (GO): regulation of DNA-templated transcription
Cellular component (GO): nucleus; chromatin
Molecular function (GO): histone H3K36 methyltransferase activity; protein binding
Source: RefSeq, a predicted model, not a curated record